AUGGCUCGCAGUCUGUCGUCUCUGGAGUGUCUCCUCAGCGUCGUGUCGUCUCUUCUCCUGGUUUGUUGUGCUGGACUGAUCGUAGUUUCGUGGAUCAGCCUGAAGCCUGAAGCUGUUGCUGAUCCAGCGGUGCUGAGUGGUCGGAUGGUCAUCAUAGAGGGAGCUAUUUUUUCUGAAGAGCUGAAGAAUUCCAGCAGCCUGCGUUUUAAAUCUCUGGCCUUUGACGUCCAACACCUGGUAUCUGAGGCAAUCAGUCGCAGUGAGCUCCGGCAUCUCUUCAAGUUCUGUCAGGUUUUACACUUCAGUCAGGGCAGUGUGGUGGUGAAUUUUGACCUCGGGUUCGUCCAGCUGAUUAAUGCGAAGGAGGUGGAACAGCAGCUGAGGGCGGGGCUCCAGGAGGCUGGGUCCACAGGAUUGGUGAUUGACAGAAACAGCAUCCAGAUCACAGAGAAACAAAAUGAGACAACAGCUGCACCGACAACCACCACACCUACAACAGCUGCACCGACAACCACCGCACCUACAACAGAUGAGCAGAAGCUGACCUGUACCUUUGACCAGGGCAUGUGUUUCUGGAGGCAGGUGCAGGACUACGACACCGCAGACUGGCUUCGAAUCAGUGGCUCCACAUCACCUCUACUGAGCGGCCCAAGUGCUGACCACACACUGGGCAACAGCUCAGGUUUCUACAUCGUCACACCUAUGAGUCCUGGCCAACGGCCAAAGAGCUUCAGCAUCCACAGCCUCCCUCUGACUCCGCCCACAGAGCCCAUGUGUCUGAGCUUCUGGUAUCACAUGUUCGGAGAGGACGUCCACCGUCUCAGCGUUCUGCUGCACCAACCGACUCCAUCAUCUGCUGCUACUGUGGUGUUCCAGAAAGACGGGAAUUAUGGUGACAGCUGGAACUACGGCCAGGUGACCCUCAACCUCACGACAGAGACCACGGUGGUGUUUGAAGCUCUCAAGAAAGGAGGGGUGAGGAACGACAUUGCUCUGGAUGACAUAACACUGACCUCUAAGGCCUGUGGCCCCGCUCCCCCGGAACCAACUAAUGUUCCACCUCCUGCAACAGUGCCCCCUAUACCAGCCGACUGUGGAGGACCCUUUGACCUCUGGGAGCCAAACUCCACCUUCAGCUCCCCAAAUUACCCACAAUCCUAUGGGAAUGAGGCUACAUGUCAGUGGACUCUCCACACCAGCGAGGGUCAGAACAUCCAGCUCCACUUCCUGGACUUUGAAAUUCAAACGUACCAUGACUUUGUAGAGGUGCGGGAUGGGGCGGGGCCAAACUCCACCUUACUGGCUGUCCUCACUGGCAGCGAUGGCCUCGCCCAAGAUUUGUUCUCAACGACCAAUCAGAUGACAGUCUUGUUCCUUAUGAACCUUUCAAAGUACGGCCCAGGAUUCAGAGCCAACUUUACCUCCGGGGUCAACCUCGGGGCACCAGCUCCGUGUGCUCCUGGUGAGUUCCAGUGUCAGACAGGAAGUUGUAUCCAAGUUAACAGUCAGUGUGAUGCUGUGGUCGACUGCCCGGACGCCUCUGAUGAAGCCGACUGUGUUGUGUUGAACAGUUCCAGUCAUCUCCAGUUCAAAAUUGUUCACUCUCUGCUCAGCGUGUGUGCUGACACCUGGAACACCCACCUGUCUGUCUUCACCUGUCAGUACCUGGGAUACAGGUACGGAGAGGACAGACUGCUGCCAGCUCUACCACAAGAUUCACUCUUUGCAAACAUCACAGUAACCAGCAAUGGAACACUGGAAACCAGUGUCAGUGAAACCUGCAGCAGUGACAAAGUGAUUUCUCUGAACUGUGACAACCAACCCUGUGGCGUUCGUCUGGUCACUAAUGACACAAAGGAGAUGGACCAAUCAGCAGAGAGGAUACCUGGUCAAGGUGAGGGCAGAGUGGUGGGCGGGGUUAAUGCUGCGAAGGGGGCGUGGCCUUGGAUCGUGUCUCUGCACUGGAUGGGUAAUUAUGAAUGUGGAGCCUCACUGAUUGGCAGAGAUUGGCUGCUGACUGCUGCACACUGCGUCCAGGGGAGGAACAAUCCCCAGCUCUGGUCAGCUGCUUUAGGUCUUCACUCUCAAAGUGGUAUCAACUCUUUGGAUGUUCAGACCCGACAAAUUGAUCGCAUCGUCAUCAACAGACAGUACAACCGACAAACUAAACAAGCUGACAUCGCCAUGAUGCAUCUGCAGCAGCCAGUCAACAUCACCCCCUCCGUCGAGCCGGUGUGUUUACCUCCCGAAGGUCAGGAUUACACAGCAGGAAGAAAAUGUUUCAUAGCUGGAUGGGGACGAGACACUGAGGGUUCUCGCCCUAACAUUCUCCAGGAGGCUGAGGUUCCUCUGGUCGGUCAGGAUCAGUGUCAGAUUUGGUUACCUGAAUACACCAUCACCUCCAGCAUGCUGUGUGCCGGAUACCCCGAGGGGGGGAUCGACACCUGCCAGGGCGACUCUGGAGGCCCACUGAUGUGUCUGGAUGAUGGGCACUGGACUGUGAUUGGUGUGGCAUCGUUUGGGACUGGCUGUGGGCGUCCUCAGAAACCAGGGGUCUACGCCCGAGUUUCUGCCUUCACGUCCUGGAUCGCCCAGACCAGACGCUCCUCAUCUUCCUCUUUCUCAAUUUCCUGAGUGUACG
Molecule: messenger RNA, 2641 nt
Organism: Chelmon rostratus (copperband butterflyfish)
Lineage: Eukaryota; Metazoa; Chordata; Actinopteri; Chaetodontiformes; Chaetodontidae
Gene: tmprss15
Product: transmembrane serine protease 15
Exons: 24
Coding region: 1-2634 (877 amino acids)
Biological process (GO): proteolysis
Cellular component (GO): membrane
Molecular function (GO): serine-type endopeptidase activity; protein binding
Source: RefSeq, a predicted model, not a curated record